Etheostoma cragini (Arkansas darter) is the source of this 862-nucleotide messenger RNA. RefSeq lists its product as uncharacterized. The transcript has 6 exons. The coding region runs from base 43 to 711 and encodes 222 amino acids. Lineage: Eukaryota; Metazoa; Chordata; Actinopteri; Perciformes; Percidae. The record is from RefSeq and is a predicted model, not a curated record.
AAACCCCCUCCUCCCCAUUACUAGCACAGCAGAUCUUUUUUAAUGAACUCCCAGAGAGCAAAUACAUCAGCUUUAGAAGUUUUCUGUUGCAGCUUCAGUGACAUGCUCUGCAGUGCUGCAGACUCUGGCUCAUCCGUCGGUCGGACCAUGGCUCUGCCUGUUGUUGUAUUUCUGUUGGCUCUCACUUCCCUCAGUGCUGCCUCUGCACCUGACUGUAAGGACCUGGUCGAACCUUUUAUACCGGAGGACCCCAAUCUGGUUUUUGGAAAAUGGGUUUAUGUGAUGGGAGCUGGUGACCCCAAGUCGUACCACAAGGCACUGGAGUCUCUGAAAAGCUCCUGGAUUGACUUGUCUCCCACUUCUGACAGUCAAAUUGUGACAUUACGUUGGGGAGAUCACUUUAAUCGGUGUCUCUUUGGGGAGGUAAACGCAACAGUCACUGGAAUUGCCACCACAUUCCGCAAAAAUCUGUCAGACCAUAAAGGACAUAUUCUAAAGACUUGCUCUGACUGCCUGCUGUGGACAGACACCUUUCGAAACGUGGACGUCACUGGUCGUUUCAUCCUGCAGUUCACGAGGACUGGAAAAAUGGAUCCCAAAGAUGUUGAAACUUUCAAGAAACAAGUUGGGUGUCUGAACUUCCCAGAUAAUUUCCAUAGCUACGAUGGCAAAACCGAGCUCUGCCCCGACAACAACGAGAAAACAGAGUGAGCCGCAAUAAAAAAGAUGAAGAGAUACAGCAACAUCUGUAUUAAGCAACAUGUGUAAUGUACUGUAGUAGCUUUGUUUUGAUUGAAUUAUUUACUGUAUGCUAUUAAUCCCAGUGCAUAAGGGAUUACUGAUUUUACAUAUUUAGUUUAAA